Molecule: messenger RNA, 2085 nt
Organism: Zasmidium cellare ATCC 36951
Lineage: Eukaryota; Fungi; Ascomycota; Dothideomycetes; Mycosphaerellales; Mycosphaerellaceae
Exons: 2
Coding region: 1-2085 (694 amino acids)
Source: RefSeq, a predicted model, not a curated record
AUGUCAUAUCUUUCCAACCUUCCAAAAACAACCACUUCCUCUACAACCACACCACAUCAACCACCUCCACCGUCAACCGCCUUCAAUCUGAACAAGAAUUCUUACCCAUCGGCCUCUGCUGUGGCAAGCCAUCCGCUCCAGGCCUCCCGUCACACAGACAACCGGACGACAGGGACGGCCAACGGUAGACGACGGGUUCGUGCCUGUCCUCGUAACAAGAUGACUGGAGACAAGCGCCAGAAGCGUCGGAAUACACAAAGGAAGGACUACACGAGAAAUGGUGAAGGACAGCCACCUCAAAAGAGGGCGAAACUCAACGAAAAGACGAAAAAGGCAGGCUCGCAAGCAUCCGUGGCCUCAAAGCCCUCUCAGGAUGGCGGUGAAGUCUCACCAACACCACCCGCGCCAGCAGCUGCAAAAGGGGUGAAGUCACGCAGCAAGAAGCAGAAAGUCGAGGAUCCUGACGACUCUUAUUCGGAGAAGAAACCAACAGCCAAGAAGCGGAAGCGCAACGUGGACAAGAAUUCUGGCAGCCCCAACGCGGCAGAGGUGGAGAAACCGAAGAAGAAACCGAAGACGGCGGCAGCAACCAAGACCCCGAAGAAAGCGCCAGAACACGAGGCCACUCCCAAAGCUCCGGAGCAGCCCCCAGUCAUCCUUAAACUGAAGAACACUCGCAAGCCUCCCACUCCAACCGGCGAAAAGCCUUUGUUCCCAGCAAAACCCGCAGAGAACCAGGCUCCCAAGUCUCCACCAGGCGCCGAAGGCUACAAGCAGUACAACGCCGAGUUCCAGAACUUCCCGCCAGGGGAGAUCCAGUACAACCGUACGAAGGGUGCUGAUGCCACCACCUGGCUCGUCCAAUACAGGGAGCGACUCGAAGACGGUGGCCAGAUCUUAUUCUUCAACCAUAAGGAGCAUCUUGGUGGGCCCUUCGCCUUCCUGUCCAACUUCUUUCCCAGCAAGUUCACUCAGACGGACAUUCAUCCCACCUAUACCUUCCGGUUCGUCGAACAGGCCUACCAGUACCGAAAGGCCGUCUUCAUUGGCUUUGUGGGUACGCGAACGUCAAACAUAUCGACUCCGCCUCUGAAAUCGACGGAUCUUGUACACGUCGUACUCAGCGACACUCUCUCUCCCAAUGAAAUCGCCCGCUUCGGCCGUCUUUUUGCGCGCCAUCCCGACACAGAGUGGCGUGCGGUAUGGAACUCUUUGUGGGAGACUGCGAUCGACGAACUACUACAACAAGCGCUCACGGCGAAGUUCGAGCAGAACCAAGACCUGAAGGAGCUGCUCAUGAUGACUGGUAGCUUCGAACUUGUCGAGGCGUCAAAACAGGAUCACGCCUGUGGAAUCGGCUUUUACGCACGCCACGCACUAGGCAACGAGAGCAGUUGGGGAACGAACCUCUUGGGCAAGAUGUUGAUGAGAGUCAGGGAGGAGAUUCGCGAGAAGGAGCCCGGAUGGCCUACUACGAUGGCAUUCGAGUACUUUCACGCAUACGAACAGAUGUUGGCAAAGAAGCGAAGCCACAGCCUCUCCCAAGAACAAGAGAGAGAGGAGCGCCGGCGUCUCUGGGGUUUGAAGGCGGCGUGGGUAGCCCAGGGGAGCCAGAAUUCUGGCUCGCCAGCGUCAGUCAACGCCAACACAGGUACUACCAGCCAAGGCACAGCGGCCGCAGGUAAUGGCCCAGGACCAGUCCAGGUGUAUCAGAGGCCGUACACGACCAACAAGUGGAACAAAAACUACGAUGCCGACACAAGAUACGAAACUCUGGUGAAAUAUUUCAAGGACGAGACCAAAUGGAAGUCAGGCUGGAAGGCGCUCAUCACCGAGCAGGGGGCCUUUCAGUUGCUCGGCGAUCUCCUCUUUUGCAUGAAGAAGGGCCCAACCGAGCAGAUCAGUCUGAGAAUGGACCACUGUCUGCAAAUCUUGUCUUCUCGCAAUACUCACGGACUACGAGACCGUUUCGGCGGUGGUUUCGCAGAGGAGGACCGCAGCGCGAUCAGCUCAAUUGUCGAAAAAUACCACACGGAGCACGCGCAUUGGGAUCCCAUCGAAUUCAUUCGACCAGAGGAAGAGUAG